Messenger RNA from Condylostylus longicornis, 1272 nucleotides. RefSeq names its product trans-1,2-dihydrobenzene-1,2-diol dehydrogenase-like. The transcript has 2 exons. Gene Ontology annotation, molecular function: nucleotide binding. NCBI's taxonomy places the organism in Eukaryota, Metazoa, Arthropoda, Insecta, Diptera, Dolichopodidae. The record is from RefSeq and is a predicted model, not a curated record. The coding region runs from base 118 to 1119 and encodes 333 amino acids.
UUUAAAAUAUAUUGUAAAAUAGGCGUAUAUUGUGCCUUAAAAAUUAAAAAUUUAUUUACAAAACAAAACCAAAAGAAAAAUAUACUCAAUUAAAUUUUUAAAAAUAUUAAUUUAAUAAUGGCAUUACGUUGGGGUAUUGUUGGUGUCGGUCAAAUAUCUCAUGAUUUUUGUACAGCACUAUCAGCACCAGGUUUUGAAAAUGAUCAAAUUAAACAUUCUGUAAUUGCUGUUGGUAGUAGAAAUUUGGAUAGAUCAAAAGAAUUUGCUCAACGUCAUAAUAUUAAAAAUUAUUAUGGAACAUAUGAUGAAGUUGCACAAAAUAGUGAUGUUGAAAUUGUUUAUGUUGCAAAUUUAAAUAAUUUACAUAUUGAAACUUGUUUGAAAAUGUUACAAUAUGGUAAACAUAUUUUAUGUGAAAAACCAUUAUGUAUGAAUUAUCAAGAAGCUUAUAAAGUUAUAAAAAUGGCCGAAAAGAAAAAUUUAUUUAUAAUGGAAGGUGUAUGGUCAAGAUUUUUUCCAGUUUAUGAAUAUUUAAGAAAUUUAUUGAAAAAUGAUAAAGAUUUAUCAGUUAAAGAAGUUUUUAUUAAACAUGGUUUUAAAGGUGAUAAUGUUGAUCGAGUUAGUAAAAAAGAUCUUGGUGGUGGUAUCAUUUUGGAUAUUGGUGUUUAUGCAAUACAAUGUGCUUUAAUGAUAUUUGGAAAUAUUUCACCAAGAAGUAUAAUUGUAAAAAAUUCAAAAAUAAAUUCUGAUGGUGUUGAUAUGUUUGUUGAAUUUGAUUUAAAAUUUGAUGAAACAAAAGUUGCACAUAUAAUUUGUUCUGGUUUAGAACAAUUGGAAAAUAAAGCUGUAAUUGUGACUAAUAAAGGUGUUAUUACGAUUCCAACAUAUUGGUGUCCAACAGAGAUUAUAAAUUAUGAUAAUGAUGUUAAAAAAUUUCCAAUUCCAGAACUUGUUGAAGGCAAUUAUGUACAUUUUAUAAAUAGUUUAGGAUUACGUUAUGAAGCUGAUGCCGUUUAUAAUUGUAUACGUUCAGGAAAGCUUUCAAGUGAUAUCAUACCACCAAAAGAUUCAUUAUUAAUAGCACAAAUUCAAGAUGAAAUCAGAAAACAAAUUAAUUGAUAAUGAAAUAUUGAAUUGAUAACAAAUAUAAUUAAAAUAAGAAAGAGUUUAUAAGAAUGCGUUCAUAAAUGAAUCAAGAAUUUUAUAAUUAUUAUUAUGGAAUAAAAGCAAAAUAAAUGUUCUAUUUUUCACUUCUAUACUUAUUAAAUUUCA